Molecule: messenger RNA, 3739 nt
Organism: Syngnathus typhle (broad-nosed pipefish)
Lineage: Eukaryota; Metazoa; Chordata; Actinopteri; Syngnathiformes; Syngnathidae
Product: SPRY domain-containing SOCS box protein 4-like
Exons: 3
Coding region: 459-1319 (286 amino acids)
Biological process (GO): proteasome-mediated ubiquitin-dependent protein catabolic process
Cellular component (GO): SCF ubiquitin ligase complex
Molecular function (GO): protein binding
Source: RefSeq, a predicted model, not a curated record
GAACGCUUGAGAGAGAAAGAGGGAGGAGGAGGGGAGGACGCCGAAGCGGCUGGCAGAGAACAGAAGUCUCUCUUCUUUCUAUCCGACUUGCCGGCUGCUGGUCGUCUUCUUGCCCUCAUCCGCUUGCCUUCUCUCGCCGGCCGGGUAGAAGAGUUUGAACAUGGACUUGGGCAGACGCUGCCAGACGUGAGGAUGCUCACUGGAGAGUCACUGGUUGGCAGCAGCCCUUCUGUUCUCCCAAAGAUAUUUGGGGAAUGAACGCAGAUCACAUUCAUCUUUCAUUUGUAACAUCCUCCUCCAUCUCCCUCUACCACACCUCAGUAGGGACAGCACACUUCAGUUGCACCGCAUUGAUGAGGUAACGUCACGCUGUGCUCAGGGCCACCUGCACAAACACCAUCCUCCCUCCCCAUCGCCCCGACCCCAGCCUCCCUUCUCCUGCCUGCUCCACUGCAGCCAUGGGCCAGAAGAUAUCCGGUGGUAUCAAAUCUGUGGACGGCCGCGGGGAAAGCGGCGGUUCCCCAUCCUACCGACCCUCGGCUCACAGUAGGCAGCACCCAGAGUUGAGGGGCCCGGAUUUCUCCAAACCUCCCAGGCUGGAUCUCCUUCUGGACAUGCCUUGCGCCAGCCUGGAGACCCAACUUCGUCACGCGUGGAACGCCGAUGACCGUUCGCUGAACAUUUUCAUCAAAGAGGAGGAUAAGUUGACAUUUCACCGCCACCCCGUCGCUCAGAGCACGGACUGCAUCCGGGGACGGGUGGGAUACACUAGGGGACUGCACGUCUGGAGGAUUCACUGGCCGUCCCGACAGCGCGGCACCCAUGCAGUUGUCGGGGUAGCCACCUCCGAAGCUUCUUUACAUUCUGUCGGGUACACUGCCUUGGUGGGGUCAGACUCUGAGUCCUGGGGCUGGGAUCUGGGACGUAACCGCCUCUACCACAACAGCAAGAACCGUGCCCACGGCUCACUGCCGACUUACCCUUCCUUCCUGGAACCCGAGGAGGCGUUCACACUACCAGACUCUCUGUUGGUCAUUCUGGACAUGGACGAGGGCACGCUGAGCUUCAUGGUGGAGGGACAGUAUUUAGGAGUGGCGUUCCGAGGGUUGAAGGGCAAGAAGCUACAUCCCAUCGUCAGCGCUGUGUGGGGCCAUUGUGAGAUAUCCAUGAAGUACAUCAACGGACUUGAUCCGGAGCCUCUUCCUUUGACCGACCUGUGUCGCCGUGCGGCCCGCCUGGCGUUGGGCCGGGAACGCCUUCAGGAGAUCGAGAGACUACCCCUGCCCGAUUCCCUCAAGAAUUACCUCCAGUACCAGUGACUGACACCAGCGGAACCCACUGGCAUCACAAGUACUCAACAAGGCCGAGCAGCAGGUGGGCAAACAGCGGGAAGGGAAGAAGGAAGCGCUUGAAGGAAACAAACUAGGAGGAGCACGGAGGUCCCGAGCUUCAGGUGGAUUCACUGACACAUGAAGAGAGCAGCGUUUGUUCGUUUUUUGGACUUCAAGUAAAUUAUUGACAUGGCUGGCGAAGGGAAUGUGGCGAUAUCGCCAUCUAGUGGUGAGAAUAGAAACUGUGCAGAAAAAGCACACUAAUCCUAUCCCGGAAGCCUUCUUGAUGACUCAACGAACGCCGAUGCAGGCAACAAGAGGAUUGGAGCACAAAAGUUUUUAAUCUCAACGACCAAAAAGCUUUCUUUGGGUUCAAGAUGUCAACAUGUUGCUCGGAUAUCCAUUAAAGCCCUUUGCAGACGACGUGCUACAUAGAUGGUGGGUGUCAUGUAGCUUCCUGAGACAGACUCAUUUAAGCACAGCAUAGAGAAACCUGGUGGAUUUUUCAAAUUUAUUUUCCCCAUUAAAUAUUAAUUUGUUAAGGGGGUUUUAGUGUUUUAUCGGUUCAUUUAAAUCAACACAACAACAACAUGGAACUUGAGUAGAGUUUUUAGUGCAUUCUCAGUGAAAGUAUUAAAUGGAUUGAAAAAGGCUGCUGGUCUGAUCAUUACUUUGGUUAGAGUCUUUAAAAAAACCGAUUUGAUGUCAUGAAUACAAUUUUGUGUGUGUGUAAGACUACUAUUGAGGAGUAAUAGGGCCACACUGAAAAGAAAAUAAAUAGUAAAAUUAUCAGGAUAUAUAUAUAAUAUAGUUUCUUGUAGCAUUUACAUCCUGGGUGAGAGGCUGGGCACACCCCGGACGUCGUCCAAUCACAGGGCACACAUACUAACCAUAACUAUACUAAUAUGGAUGAUUUUAUGUCGUGCCUUCACUAAAAAAAAACAUAGCUUUAUAAUAAAUAAUAAGAGGGUCUUUCCUUACUGCUUUAUUAUUCUAAUUUAAUCUUACAUAUGUUUUUGUAACAUGUUUUGGGACUUUACUCUUAAUAACCUGAACAUAUUUUUAUUAAAAAAAUAGUUUUUGUAUAAGAUUAGUUUGUUGUAUUAUUACUUUAUUUUUUUAUAAUAUGACCAAAAAUAUUUUUUAAAAUGUACAAUUUUCUCAUAACAUCUCAACUUUAUUCUUGUAAAGACAAAAAAAUAAUAAUUUCAACAAAUUCCCCUCUCUAUAUAUACAAUAUUACAUAUUACAAUUUUACAAAAGUGAAAAAUCAAAUCUUGCUAGCUUAAUGUCAGUAAGACCGCUAGACUUCCCAAUUUAGGUAUAAGCGUGAAUGUCUAUGUGUCCCCUGUGAUUGACUUGUGGCCAGUCCUGAUUGAUCUCUGCCUCUUGUCCUCCAAAAGUCAUUUUACCCUUGGGAUUGUCAAAAUUGAUAUAUUAUGGUUUAAAAAAAUAAUAAUAAUAAUCUUUCCAGUACUGUCUCAAAAUGUUUAGUUUUCUUCCCCAAAAAAAUAAAAUGUAUUUUUCCUCAUACUAUAGUCUCAAAAUUUCAGCUUUUUCUUGUUAAUUUUACCAUUUUCUUUUCCUUACCCACUGUGGCCCUAAUGAUCAUUCAUACAUUCAUUCCCGUGACCACAUAAAAAAAAAAAAAAAAAGAAAGAAAGCAAAAAAGAAAUUCCUUUAAUGUUUCUUGAAUUGCACUGGACAGGACACUAAAUGUAUUUUGACCAAAGUAUUUCAUGCUAGGCGAGGAAGCCAUAUGGAGAUAUACACACAGACAUUCAUGCAGUAUGCAUCCAGGACAAAGUGUCUGGAGCUGUGCCAUUGCAGUGACGUGCUCGCAUGCUAAUGAUGGCAGCAAAGGUAGGACAGAAGGACAAAGUUGAAGAACUUUAAGAUAUCCGACUAGAUCCGUUUUAAAGACCACAAUGGACGGAGCAGCUCUGCUAAUUAAGGAACUCUAAUUAAAGGCCUAGAAUGGACUUGACCUUGUGCAGUAGCAGUUCAUGACAGAGAAUGCAGAUGACCGUAACACACAAACACAUACACACACUGUAGACCAAUCAAUCUUGUUUCAUUUCUGAAAAAAGGCUUGAGUCACUUUCUUUUUAUGUUUGAGUUUGUAUUUUUAAUAAUAUUAUUGUGAGUGUGGUGUCUCAUUGCUAGUUCUUUGUCGAUGUUUUAUUUUUGAACUAAUCAUUGAUGAUGCAUUCAGGUGACUUUAUUACAAAGAUGUUGGUAAUGAAGGGAGGAAAAUGUAAACAUGUUUCUUCAAUGCUGCUUAUUAUUAUUAUUAUUAUUAUUAUUAUUAAGAAUGGCUGGUCUAGGUGUGUGUCCCUGUAGAAUGUAUGGAGAGACGGUUGUCAGAUAUGAAAUGUGAAUAAAAGCAUAAAAUGAAUUUGAGGAAA